Salvelinus namaycush (lake trout) is the source of this 2186-nucleotide messenger RNA. RefSeq names its product ER degradation enhancer, mannosidase alpha-like 2 (gene edem2). The transcript is spliced from 11 exons. The coding region runs from base 93 to 1805 and encodes 570 amino acids. Lineage: Eukaryota; Metazoa; Chordata; Actinopteri; Salmoniformes; Salmonidae. Gene Ontology annotation, biological process: carbohydrate metabolic process; mannose trimming involved in glycoprotein ERAD pathway; endoplasmic reticulum mannose trimming. Gene Ontology annotation, molecular function: calcium ion binding; mannosyl-oligosaccharide 1,2-alpha-mannosidase activity. The record is from RefSeq and is a predicted model, not a curated record. Gene Ontology annotation, cellular component: membrane; endoplasmic reticulum.
UUCCUGUUAGCGAUCCCUAGUGUGUGGUGGUGUUGCGUUUGAUAAUUUAAUCAGUGUUUUUAGCUGUUAUCCUAGCUAUACCUCGUUUAUUCAUGCGUAGGUUGCUAUGCACUACUAUUUUGUGCGUAAUUCACGUCUUCACAUUGAUCAGCAAUGCGAAAGGACAAGAGUUUACAGAGCUGGAAAUGGCACACUACAGGGAGAAAAUCAAGUCCAUGUUUUACCAUGCAUACAACAGCUACUUGGAUCAUGCUUAUCCAUAUGACGAACUGCGACCCCUGACCUGUGAUGGCCAGGAUACAUGGGGCAGUGUUUCACUGACUUUGAUAGAUGCCCUGGAUACAUUGCUGAUUCUGGGAAACCACACUGAGUUUCAGCGUGUGGCAACUCUGCUUCAGGACACUGUGGACUUUGACAUCGAUGUCAAUGCCUCUGUUUUUGAGACUAACAUUCGAGUGGUGGGUGGUCUUCUGUCUGCCCACUUGCUGUCUAAGCGUGCUGGGAUGGAGGUGGAGCCUGGCUGGCCUUGUUCUGGACCCCUCCUCAGGAUGGCUGAGGACGCAGCACGAAAACUCCUCCCUGCGUUCCAGACGCCCACAGGGAUGCCCUAUGGCACGGUGAACCUGCUUAGAGGGGUGAACCCUACAGAGACCCCUGUCACCUGUACUGCUGGGGUGGGCACCUUCAUCCUGGAGUUCUCAGCUCUUAGCCGGCUCACUGGGGACCCCGUAUUUGAGGACGUGGCGCGCAAGGCCCUCCGGUCACUGUGGAAGACUCGCUCUGAGAUAGGACUGGUGGGGAACCACAUUGAUGUCCUCUCCAAGAAAUGGGUGGCCCAGGACGCAGGUAUAGGGGCCGGUGUGGACUCGUACUUUGAGUACCUGGUGAAGGGCUCUAUCAUGCUACAAGAUGAGGAACUGCUAUCAAUGUUCUUAGAGUAUGACAAGGCAAUUAAAAACUACACCAAGUUUGAUGACUGGUACCUGUGGGUCCAGAUGCACAAGGGAACAGUCUCUAUGCCUGUUUUCCAAUCACUGGAGGCCUUCUGGCCAGGGCUACAGAGUUUGAUCGGUGAGCUGGACAGUGCAUUGAGGACUUUCCACAACUACUACACAGUGUGGAGGCAAUUUGGAGGACUGCCGGAAUUCUACAGUAUUCCACAGGGAUACACUGUAGACAAGAGAGAAGGAUACCCUUUACGGCCAGAGCUGAUAGAGAGUGCCAUGUACCUGUACAAAGCCACUGGUGACCACACCUUUCUGCAGCUCGGUCGAGAUGCUGUGGAGUCCAUUGAGAAGAUUACACGGGUCCCCUGUGGCUAUGCCAGUGUGAAAGAUAUCAGAGAUCACAAGCUGGACAACCGCAUGGAGUCCUUCUUCCUGGCAGAAACCAUCAAGUACCUCUACCUUCUGUUUGAUCCAGAUAACUUCCUUCACAACAGUGGCCUGGACUUUGAGCUGGGCACUGGCCCCAGUGAGGACUGUGUUUUGGGGGCAGGGGGUUACAUCUUUAACACAGAGGCCCACCCCCUGGACCCUGCUGCCCUUCACUGCUGCAGCCGCAAGCAGGAGGAACGCAGAGAGCUGCAGGACAUCCUCCUUAACCUAUCAGAGCCCCUCGCCAGUCCACAGGAUACCCAAUCACAGGAGACAGACAGUGAGACCGAGCCACCUGUCAUGGAUCCCUCAGAAAGUAUAGCACUGAAGCCUGGGAGCAGGAGGAAAGCCCCUCUCCUCUCCUGCCCUAUGCAGCCCUUCAGCGCACGGCUAGCUGUCAUGGGUCAAGUCUUCACAGACAGCACAUGACAUGGACUUACAAAUGUUUUCACUAAGUUUGAGCUGCUAUUUUCAUUUUACCCAUAGACCAGUCAUUACACUAAUGCUAGUUAGCAUGGGCUCGCGAAACUACCUCUAACUUCCUUCAUACUGGACACAGAAACAUAGAAAUGGUAUCGACGAGUUCAUCGAAAUCUGGGGAAGUAGAUAAAGGGCAUCAUUGCCAAAAUCCUGAAGUAUCCAGCUUUUAACUGAACACUGAAAAUUAAAGAUUUACUGUGGUUUUCAUUAUACAAAAUGCUUUCUGAUUCAUGGCAUUGCCCUUGGUUUGUGAAAUACAUUGUAAUAUAGGCAUGUGGUUAGGAAAGGUAUGAAUAAAUAAUAGUUUGCAUUAAACAUUUUCAUACUCAA